This is a messenger RNA of Neolamprologus brichardi, 565 nucleotides long. NCBI's taxonomy places the organism in Eukaryota, Metazoa, Chordata, Actinopteri, Cichliformes, Cichlidae. The record is from RefSeq and is a predicted model, not a curated record.
UUCCAAGCUAGGAAGAAGACCCUGAGGUGAAAUAAAGAGACUGGAGAUUUCCAAAAUAUAUAUUUAUUUUUUUUCUGGAGAGGAGGCUGUUGGUCUCUGCUAUCCUACAGAAAAGUGUAGCUCUUCUGUAGGCGUGCAAAAUAGAGUUGACAGAGAGUUAAACGAAUGAAAAGUAUUUUAAAUCUUUAUGUAGGUGCACACAUCUACAUGCUUCUGUAGUGCAAGAUGAUUAAUGAAUGUUUUGUCCUUUAUGAGCCUCAGCUCUGUUAGUCCGCUGUCAUCACCAAGAGCUCCACCGAGCAGCCACUCAGACAGGCAGGAGCAAGACCAGGAGCAACAGCAAAGCAGUGCCGAGUCAUCUCAAGUUGCAGUGGAGAUGGCAUGGGGGGACUCUCUCAAUGAUACUUUGGAGAAAGAGGUGCAGGAGACACGAAAAAUGGUGUCUGCAUUACAGGCUCUGCUGCUGCGUGGUUCACUGCCCGAGGACGAGCAGGAUGCAUCUUUGACUUUGGAACAAGGGAACACAUCUGAACAGCAGCUGGUAAUAAUGGUGUCUUUUUCUUAG